AUGAUCUUGCUAAAUGGAAAGUCAGAUAUCGAGCAUAUUUUUGGAUGCAUUGAUAUCUCUAUUCCACAAUAUACUCAAUUUGUUGCAUUUGAGUACAUUUUAGAGAUGCUUUUAAUCCAAAGGUCUUAUUGGGCAGAGCUGCUUCGUACUACAAUUUUUGCAGACCUAAUAGGCUCUAAGUUACUUUGCUUGUGCGAUAUUCGUCGAUACAAUCAACAACACUGCUUGCAAGUCUUCGAAGGUCUACCAACACUAACUGUUACAUUAUUGGUACCAUUAUAUUUUAGAGCAUUGUCCCUCAAGACUAGUGCUCUCAUUUUGCAAUAA
Phycomyces blakesleeanus NRRL 1555(-) is the source of this 327-nucleotide messenger RNA. RefSeq lists its product as hypothetical. The coding region runs from base 1 to 327 and encodes 108 amino acids. The transcript is spliced from 3 exons. NCBI's taxonomy places the organism in Eukaryota, Fungi, Mucoromycota, Mucoromycetes, Mucorales, Phycomycetaceae. The record is from RefSeq and is a predicted model, not a curated record.